Messenger RNA from Oryza sativa Japonica Group (Japanese rice), 2046 nucleotides. RefSeq names its product dihydrolipoyllysine-residue acetyltransferase component 1 of pyruvate dehydrogenase complex, mitochondrial. Gene Ontology annotation, molecular function: dihydrolipoyllysine-residue acetyltransferase activity. Gene Ontology annotation, cellular component: pyruvate dehydrogenase complex; mitochondrion. Gene Ontology annotation, biological process: pyruvate decarboxylation to acetyl-CoA. The record is from RefSeq and is a predicted model, not a curated record. NCBI's taxonomy places the organism in Eukaryota, Viridiplantae, Streptophyta, Magnoliopsida, Poales, Poaceae.
UAUCGCGUAAAAGAAAAAAGAAAUCUCCCCGUCUCCUUCUCCUUGCCUCCUCCGCUCCUUCUCGCGCCGCCGCCGCCAAGACGAGUCGCGUCGCGGCUGAACAGGGGAGGGCCGGGCGGCGAUCUCCAUCUGGCGAGCAGCGGAGGGGAGGGAUCCUGAUCCUGGAUUUUGGGCAAAGGUGGGGGUGAAUUUGCACGAGGGUUUUGGUUGAUGGCGAACAUUCGGGCUCUUCUCAUCGGGUUGGUACGUGCCAGGGGUUCCUUGGUGGACAUUGGGCGAUGCGUUUCUUCUUCAAGGCCUUCAUAUCUAGCGUCACUGGGCAGACAUUACAAGGUUCCCAUGGAAAUUCGUUGGUUAUCCUCAACAGGGUUUCCUCCUCAUCUGGUGGUUGGGAUGCCUGCAUUAUCCCCUACUAUGAAUCAAGGUAACAUUGCAAAAUGGAGAAAACAAGAAGGUGAAAAGAUAGAAGUUGGUGAUGUGAUCUGUGAGAUAGAAACUGACAAAGCUACGCUUGAGUUUGAGAGCCUUGAAGAGGGGUAUCUGGCCAAGAUCUUAGCACCUGAAGGUUCAAAAGAUGUUCAGGUUGGACAGCCCAUUGCUGUCACGGUUGAAGAUCUUGAGGAUAUUAAAAAUAUACCUGCUGAUGCUUCCUUUGGAGGUGAACAGAAAGAGCAGUCAAUUGCAAGUGAAGCACAAAAGGUUGAAACGGAUGCUGCAAAAGAGAGCUCGAUAAUAACCCGUAUAAGCCCGGCAGCAAAAUUGCUUAUCAAGGAGCAUCGUCUAGAUCAGUCUGUACUGAAUGCAUCGGGUCCCCGUGGCACUCUUCUGAAAGGGGACGUUCUUGCUGCAUUGAAGUUGGGUGCCUCCUCAAGUUCAACCAAGCAAAAGAAUGCUCCAGCUGCACCAUCAUCUCAGCCAACUCAUGAUUUCCAAGCUCAAUCAGUCACCAUUCCACAACAAAAUGAUGCAUACGAAGAUAUCCCCAACAGUCAGAUACGCAAGGUGAUUGCAAAAAGGUUGCUUGAAUCAAAGCAGACCACUCCACAUUUAUAUUUAUCACAAGAUGUUAUACUGGAUCCCUUGCUCGCUUUCAGGAAUGAACUGAAAGAGCAACAUGGGGUUAAAGUUUCAGUAAAUGACAUUGUCAUAAAGGCUGUUGCACUUGCCUUACGGAAUGUACCAGAAGCAAAUGCAUACUGGAACAAUGACAAGGAACAAGCCCAGAAGUGUGUUUCAGUUGAUAUAUCUAUCGCAGUUGCUACAGAGAAGGGCCUGAUGACUCCUAUUAUAAGAAAUGCAGAUCAAAAGACUAUAUCAGCAAUAUCCUCAGAGGUUAAGCAGUUGGCUGAAAAGGCACGUGCUGGGAAGCUUGCUCCUAAUGAAUUUCAGGGAGGGACUUUCAGCAUCUCAAAUUUGGGAAUGUACCCAGUCGACCACUUCUGUGCAAUCAUCAAUCCUCCUCAGUCUGGAAUUCUUGCUGUUGGGCGUGGUAAUAAGAUUAUCGAGCCUGUGGUGGACAGUGAUGGAACCGAGAAGGCUACAGUGGUUACAAAAAUGAGCUUGACAUUGUCCGCUGACCAUCGUGUAUUUGAUGGUCAAGUAGGAGGCAAGUUUUUCACAGAGUUGUCACAGAAUUUUGGUGACAUUAGGAGACUGCUAUUGUAAAUGAAAGUUAGUACUAAUCGUGCUUUCAAAUAUUCUGUUGGAAAAAGGUUGGCCAAGAAAAAUCUUUCCCAUGCAGCUCGGAGCUUGGUUGCUUCACCUCCAGCACGUACAAAAGUAACCAAUUAUUUUUUAUUUUUUUAAUAAGGUUAAAUCUGCAUUUCCAAGUUUUUUUUCUUAAUUAAUAAUACUGGGAUUAAUGCCCCAAGAAUUUUGCAGAUACAGUGCCAUUUCGUCUUUAUGUGGCUGUGCAACAUUUAAUCCUUUAUUAGAUCCCGUUGUUUCAUGAGUAUUUCUAGCUGACGGAGCUCGCUCAACAUUUUUUUUCAAUGAUUUCUGAUACACAUUGCAGCAAUAAGAAAAUGCUAUAUUUUUGAAGCAUCA